CAAAGCAUCAACGCCGCAUCGAGCUAUGGCAACUCAAUACCUGUGGAGCCUCCUAGCGGCGGUCGUCGCUCUCCGGCUUCUUUUCCUCAUCUACAACGCCGUGGUGGCGCAGCCGCGGAAGCUGCGUUCCACCCUGCGCCGCCAAGGCCUGUCCGGUCCGCCACCGGCUCUUCUUCUUGGAAACAUCAUGGAGAUGAAGAGGGCCCGGGACGCGGCCGCCAAGGUCGCCCCCGUCUCCGGCCCCCCGGCCGCUCACAACUGUGGCGCCGCGUUGCUCCCCUUCUUCGACGAGUGGAGGGAACGCUACGGGGAAGUAUUCGUUUUCGCACUAGGCACCACGCAGAUCGUGCACGUGACCCAGCCGGAGAUGGUGAAAGAGAUCACGACGUGCACGUCCCUCGACCUUGGGAAGCCAACAUACCAGGCGAAGGAGCGAGGCGCGCUGCUCGGACAAGGAAUCCUGACCUCGAACGGACCUCAUUGGGUCCACCAGAGGAAGAUCCUUGCACCUGAACUCUUCAUGGACAAAGUAAAGGGGAUGAUUGAGUUGAUCCAAGAUUCGAGUAUGUCGUUGUGCGAUUCGUGGACGAGGCUAGUCGAGGAAGGUGGUGGGUUAGCAGAGAUUAAGAUUGAUGAGUAUAUAAGGAGCUUCUCAGGAGAUGUGAUAUCAAGAGCUUGUUUUGGAAGUAAUUUUUCCAAAGGAGAAGAGAUUUUCUUGAAACUAAGAGCCUUGCAAGAAGUUUCCUCCAGGAAAAUCUUCGCCACUGGCACGGGCAUGAGGCACCUUCCGACGAAGAGCAACCGGGAGGCGUGGGCAUUGGAGAAGGAAAUCAAGACGUUGAUCCUGGACGUGGUGAAGCAGAGAGAUGAGGCCGGAUUCGAGAAGGAUCUCCUGCAGAUGGUGCUUGAAGGAGCGAGACAGAGUGAUCUAAGCCACGAGGCAGUCGACCGGUUUGUGGUCGACAACUGCAAGAACAUAUACUUAGCCGGGUACGAGACCACUGCCGUGUCAGCCACGUGGUGCCUCAUGCUCUUGGCCUCCAACCCGGACUGGCAGGACCGGAUCCGCCAUGAAGUGGCCAAUGUCUGCCAGGGCCGGCUCCCUGACUACAAGGCCACAAUGAAAAUGAAACUGUUGACUAUGGCGAUCAACGAGUCGCUACGCCUCUACCCACCAGUGUCAGUGGUGUCGAGGGAGGCCCUUAAGGACAUGAAAUUCGGGAAGUUGAAUGUGCCAAAGGGUGUCAAUUUGUGGACAUUGGUCACGACUUUGCAUACGGACCCUGAGAUAUGGGGAUCGGACUCGUAUGAGUUCAAUCCCGAGAGAUUUGCGGAUGGGGUAGCGGGCGCGUGCAAGUAUCCCUACUUGUACAUGCCCUUUGGGGUCGGACCCCGUCUCUGCUUAGGCCAAAACCUUGCUUUGAUCGAACUCAAGAUCUUGAUUUCCUUAAUUUUAUCCAAAUACUCCAUUUCUUUGUCACCUAUAUAUGUUCAUUCCCCAUGCCUAAAUUUGGUUAUUGAGCCCAAAUUUGGAGUUCAUCUUCUGGUUAAGCACUUGUAAUUCUUGAUUUUUACCAGUGUGGUGUAUUUUAAUCUGUUGUUUUCACCAGUCCCACUUUUUUUUACCAUUACAUUUUAUUUUA
Molecule: messenger RNA, 1643 nt
Organism: Salvia splendens (bonfire salvia)
Lineage: Eukaryota; Viridiplantae; Streptophyta; Magnoliopsida; Lamiales; Lamiaceae
Product: cytochrome P450 714C2
Exons: 5
Coding region: 26-1561 (511 amino acids)
Molecular function (GO): iron ion binding; oxidoreductase activity, acting on paired donors, with incorporation or reduction of molecular oxygen; heme binding
Source: RefSeq, a predicted model, not a curated record